Messenger RNA from Mucor mucedo, 905 nucleotides. RefSeq lists its product as uncharacterized. The transcript has a single exon. Lineage: Eukaryota; Fungi; Mucoromycota; Mucoromycetes; Mucorales; Mucoraceae. The record is from RefSeq and is a predicted model, not a curated record. Gene Ontology annotation, molecular function: DNA-binding transcription factor activity, RNA polymerase II-specific; zinc ion binding. Bases 398 to 877 code for a protein of 159 amino acids. Gene Ontology annotation, biological process: regulation of DNA-templated transcription.
UGCUUUUCCUCCCACAACAAGAUAUGUACUUUGCCAAAACUAUUUAUUAUAAAUAUUUAUACUUGCCUCAAUACAAGCGCUUUGACACUAUAUCAUUAUACUUAAGCUAUUUUCUUAAUUUUUUGAUCCGUUUAUAAAAGACAUCUCUUUUUGUAUCAGCAGCAAACAGCCAGAAAGCCAUAGCGUACGGUCUUAACCAUAAAAUACAGAUGAUAUUCCUUCAAGAAGCCUAAAAUGCUAAGCAGAUAAAUGACCAAAUAUCUGUGUUAUUUCAAAGGUUAGUGAUCCAAAAAAAGUCUGAAUUUAAAAUAACUGCGAUUUUGGUUUGUCGAACGUGGGUGUUUUCUUUUCUUUUCGUUUCCCCUUUCUUUUCUCUUUUAUUUUAUUUCCCCUUCCAAUGCCACUCGAUGAACAAAUAGCAGAACCACGCAGAAAACGUGCAAAGAUAGUCAGUGCAUGUGGCGAAUGCCGACGAAAGAAAACUAAGUGCAAUGGAGAACAACCUUGCCGAAAUUGUGAAAAAUCGGGAGUUCCUUGCAUCUACCCUUCUUGUUCUAAUGAAGAUAAACGAAAUGCUCCCAGUAAAGCAGCCCUGGAGGCUAUAGAAGAGCGUUUAAAGACUAUCGAAGACAUGUUACGAACAAUAAUAAAAGCACAAAACGUACAUUCAAUUAAUAUGGAUCCCGUCGUUAAUAAUUUCCUACAUGGCGAAUCCAAAUCUUGUUCACCACCACCAGCAUUACCAGCAUCGGCACCACCACCAGCAGCAGCAACAGCACCGCCACCAGUAUUACCACCUACUUCACCUAGUCAGCAGAACCGUUUACCUUCUAUUCGGAGCCUCUCCACCCCUUUUACUACCGAACAAAGAUGGUAAAUAUCCUUGAAAAUUGAUGAAGUUUUUU